Molecule: messenger RNA, 1554 nt
Organism: Hermetia illucens (black soldier fly)
Lineage: Eukaryota; Metazoa; Arthropoda; Insecta; Diptera; Stratiomyidae
Product: methyl farnesoate epoxidase-like
Exons: 3
Coding region: 70-1554 (494 amino acids)
Biological process (GO): xenobiotic metabolic process
Cellular component (GO): cytoplasm; intracellular membrane-bounded organelle
Molecular function (GO): heme binding; oxidoreductase activity, acting on paired donors, with incorporation or reduction of molecular oxygen, reduced flavin or flavoprotein as one donor, and incorporation of one atom of oxygen; iron ion binding
Source: RefSeq, a predicted model, not a curated record
CAUUCAUUCGAAAGGUUCACUUUUAGAAUUUGAUCAAACUUAGUUUUCUGAGAAAAGUCUAGUGACAAAAUGAUUGGUGUUUUAUUUGUGAUAACUAUUUUGAUAUUGUUCAUAUGGAAAGAUACUGAGAAACCACAAGGAUUCCCUCCUGGUCCAAAAUGGCUACCAAUAGUAGGAAGUAUCCCGCUUAUUCAGCAGUUGCAUCAGUUUUAUAAAUUCUACCACCUAGUGUGGCAGCAUUUCACUUCCUACUAUGGUCCUGUGGUAGGUUUCCGUAUUGGCCGUGACAAAUUAGUAGUUGUUUCGGGUCGUGAAGCCAUCAAGGAGCUAUACAGCCGCGAAGAAUUCAACGGUCGUCCUAAAGGAUUCUUCUUUCGAGUCCGCACAUUUGGAAAACGAGAAGGGGUUGUUUUCACAGAUGGACAUGACUGGGAAACGCUGAAACGUUUCUCCUUGAAGGCUAUGAAGCAACUCGGAAAUGGGCGAAGUGGAAUGAUUGCUCACAUUGAAAAAGAGGCAGCUGAAAUGGUAGAGUACUUUCGGUCUAAAGCUGACACCGAGUUACCUGUGGACAUGGGCCACGCUUUUGAUGUGCCUGUACUCAAUGUAAUGUGGGCACUACUAGCGGGGUAUCGUUUCCAUACAGAUGACGACAGACUAUUGAUGCUUUUGAGUAAAAUCCACGAUAGUUUCCGAGUUAUUGACAUGUCCGGUGGAAUUUUAAACCAGUUUCCUUUCAUUCGUCAUAUUUUCCCGGAGAAAAGCGGGUACCGAAAAUUAGUACAAACUCAUUUGCCAAUAUGGAACUUCCUUGUGGAAACAGUUGUUGAAAUUCGUGACAAAAUGGUUCCAAAUACUCCACCGAAAAGCAUAAUUGAAGCAUUUUUGAUAGAAAUCGAGAGCAAAAAUGCCAACAGUUCCGUUUAUAACUCUGAACAACUGUUGGCAAUUUGCCUGGAUUUCUUCCAAGCAGGGUCGGAAACUACAAGUAACACCCUCGGUUUUGGAAUCAUUUAUAUGCUUCACUAUCCAGAGAUUUUGAGGAAGGUGCGAGAAGAAAUCGACAUGGUGGUUAGUCGGUCGCGUACUCCCUGUUUAGCUGACCGACCUAACCUCCCCUACACCGAAGCUGUGAUAUAUGAGAUCCAAAGAUUCGCAAAUGUUGCACCCUUAGCUAUUGCCCAUCGGGCUUUAUCAACUACAAAGUUCUAUGACUACGUUAUUCCGGAAGACACCAUAGUCAUAGUCUCCACGUAUAGUUUGAAUAUGGAUAAAAGUUACUGGAAAGACCCACAUAAUUUUCGACCGGAACGAUUCCUGGAUGAAGAAGGAAGACUUGUGCAUUAUGAUGCAUUUAUCCCUUUCGGGUUAGGAAAAAGACGUUGUAUGGGGGAGAAUUUAGCAAGGUCCAGUUUGUUCUUAUUUUUUUCUUCAUUUGUUCAAAAUUUCGAUGUCAUUUUAUUCGAGGGUCAACCCCUUCCUGAUAUUGAAGGUCUAGAUGGAAUUACGCUGUCACCGAAACCAUACAAAGCUGUACUAAAAAUAAGGAAUUGA